AACAGGCAUAAGAUGGACUCACACAAAAACUUGGAGGAUCUCGAUUUCGCCGAUGAUAUAUGUCUGAUUUCCCACAAACUGGAAGAUAUGCAAGCGAAAAGCAACAAGUUGGCAGAAGAAGCAUCAAAGAUAGGACUUCAGGUGAACAUAGAGAAAACAGAGGUGAUGAAGAUUCCUGGACAACACCAGCAACAACAGACAACAAUCAGCAUAAAUGGGAGAAAUCUGAAAGAAGCAACCUUCUUUACCUACCGAUCUGGGAAGCAUCGUUCCAACUACAGGCGGAACUGACGAGGAUAUCAAAGCAAGAAUCGGAAAAGCAAGACAAGCUUUCAUUACUCUCAAGUCUGUGCGGAGAUCAGCAGCACUCAGCAUGAAAAACAAGAUCCAGAUAUUCAACUCCAAUGUGAAGUCAGUGCUACUUACUAUAUGGAUCAGAGACUAAGCGCGUCACGAAGGGCACUUCGAACAAACUACGGACCUUCAUCAACAACUGUCUUCGCUCAAUACUCAAGAUCAGAUGGUCAGAAAAGAUCAGCAACAGGGAUCUCUGGGAGCAAACCAACCAAGAACCGAUUGUGCAACAAAUAAGCAGGAAGAAAUGGAAGUGAAUUAGCCAUACUCUGAGGAGACCAUCAAGUGACAUCACUAGACAAGCCCUCGAGUGGAAUCCGAAUGGGAAGCGGCGAGUUGGUC
Molecule: messenger RNA, 696 nt
Organism: Trichobilharzia szidati
Lineage: Eukaryota; Metazoa; Platyhelminthes; Trematoda; Strigeidida; Schistosomatidae
Source: the annotation of a GenBank genome assembly